AUGCAGAGCUCUCCGUCCCUCUUUCCUUUCCCUUCCCUAAUUAUCUUUAUCUGUACACACACCUCUACUCUGCUUUUUCUGCAUUUCUGUAUGCACACUGCGUUUUUAUUCUCUCCCCUCCCCGCUAACGGAGGUGGGCACUCUUCCCAGAGCUGGUGCAUCUAAGCAGGUGCAGCCUCUUUCUCCCCUCCCUCCCUCCUUCUCUCCCUUCCCUUGCUCUACCAGUGUGCACUCCGCUCUGUUGGAUUUUUUUUCCCCUCCUCCCCACCUUUCUCAUUCGCUCCCUGUCUCGGUGGCAGCAGCUCAGGAGGCAGCUGUGUGCGCGUCUGCAUCACCAUUGCUACAGGUAAAGACGGCUGCAUUGUUGGAUGCAGCAAACUCCAAAAGGGGUAGAGGGUUGGCUGGUUGGUUGAUUGGGGAAGUGCGUGCCUCUGUGGUUGCAAGUCUUCACUCCGGAGUGGGAUGCACAUCUUUAAUCAUCUCUAAAAAAAUUUUUUUAAAAAGCUUCCAGGACUGAAGGACGGGCAGAGGAGCUCAGCUACCAGACCAACUGGCGGACUGAAAAGCGUGCAGGCAAUCAGGAACUAAAAGGGACAAAAACAACCAGCACUCUUUGGAAUUUUUUUUUCCAACACUAUCCUCUCCUGAUGGUCUUACUUUUCUUCUGAUCUUUCCUUAAUUUUUUUUCCUAUCAACUGCCUGGUUCCUCAUCAACACCUCCUCUCACAAUUUAUCCCCACUGUGGCGGAAUGUUCUUUGCAAAUACGUGAGAGGAAGCUUCCUGAGGGCUUUGCUGCGGCAUUAACAAACGGUACCCUGAGACGGCAAGAGAGCUGAGCAGACGGCUUGGGGGAAAUCUGAUCCACAGCCGGCCAGAGAGCGAGCAGGAUCAUUCGUUGCAGAUUUAUCCAUCCUACCACGCGACAACACCCCUUUUUUUUCCUACCUCACCCUCUUGUCCUUUCUUGAUAUCUCUUUUUCAACACUUCUGGGCAAAUAACUGGAUUUUGGAUUUCAUGGCAAAGUGGGUUUAGAUCAUACAAAUACAUAAAGGGAUACAAGGAAGACACUUGCAGAAAGUCUACCAGUGGCUAGAGGUGUUAAAUAAUCGUCAGAGAGUGUUAAGUUGACUUCUAAUUGAUCUUUUCUGGUCUCCCUUCCAGCGACAACAGGAAUAGAUUUCGAAGAAAAGGGUGACUUGACUAAAGGUGUUGUGUCAGACCCAGCAUUAGGACAUUCUUUCAGAGCUCUGAAGACUAGGAAAGAGGCUGGACCCACCCUUCAAGUUUCCCUGUCCCAUUGUGGAUUUGUACACGGAUUGCUACAUGUUCACAUCACAUCCAAGCUGUGGAUUUCUGCUGCACUGGCAUCCAAACAUUGAUGGCACUGAUUUCUAACAGAUGUGAAGACGCUUCAUCCCACACACUUUCCUGCUAAAGGCAUCUCUUUUUUUCCUCUUCUCUUGCUUGCUUUCACAGUGAACAUUUUUGAAGUUUCCUGUUGACAAUCGAGAGUUGGCCAAAAAUAAACCUAAACUAAUUUGGUGGAUUGACUUUUACACAACCUCUCCUGUAUCUAACUGGAUGUCUCUGAGUGUGAGUGUGGGUACUUGUGCUUUUGUGACUGCAUGACUGCAUGUAUCUUCUUUACCCCUGCCUUUCUUCAUACCUUCGGGAUACAUACUCAUAUAGUUGCUACUGAGAGUGCUUUGGGAACUCCUUUGUCCGCCUCUACAUUCCUAUCAUCUUUUCAAAGUCCGGCAUUGUCAAGAACCUUUUUGCAAUGUGCUAUCAAUACCUAUUGCAGGGUUAACCCUUGAUGAGCCAUAAAGGACGGGAAGGCAGGAUGAGUGAGAGCUCCGGAGCUGCUGUAUCUGGGGCAGUGAUCGUGGAGGAACCAGAAGGUUCGGGAGCUACCAGGGGCCGUGGAGAAGUCCAGGCUCAGGAUCAGGGUCCUUUUCGGUGUGCUGUGUGGCCUCGCCAGCAAACAUGGCUGUGCGUGGUCCCUUUACUUAUUGGUUUCAUUGGCCUUGGAUUGAGCCUAAUGCUCCUGAAGUGGAUUGUUGUGGGUACAGUGCGGGAUUAUGUGCCAACUGACCUGGUGGAUGCUAAUCGAAUAGGCCAAGAUCCCAUCUUUCUCUCCAAGCCAAGCGGGAUUCCUAAAGGUCCUGAUACUACCACCACUACAACUACUUCCACAGUCAACGGUGGAAACCCCACACCUAGAACCGUAACUGUGGCAAAAGGCAGAACUCGCACUGUUGCUUCGACCACAACUAUAAACCCCAGGGGGGGGGCAGCCUCUGGAAGUCAGGUGACUCCUCGGAACCCUGGAAAUCGUAACGGACGUAUACCUUCAAUCUUUACUACAACCACUGCAGCACCGCGGACAACCUUUGUAAUUGGAGCGGCGACUACUAGCUCAUCUCCUGCGAAUCCGACAGUUCUUCGUGACUCUACACAAAUGUGGACUACGGAACAUACUACUACAGAGGAGGUCUCUACCACGCUGACCAUGCAUACACAAAGCCAACGUAAAACACCAUCCCCAACCGUGCCUCCGCUUCACUCGGAGCAUUUCAAACCCUGCCAUGAGAAGGACUUGGCCUACUGCCUCAAUGGUGGAGAAUGCUUUGUCAUCGAGACACUCAGUGGCCCCCACAAGCACUGCAAGUGUCGCGAAGGCUACCAAGGAAUCCGGUGUGACCAGUUCCUGCCCAAGACGGACUCCAUCCUGUCAGACCCCAUUGACCACUUGGGCAUUGAGUUCAUGGAGAGCAAAACUGUGUACAAGAGACAGGUGCUGUCAAUCACGUCCAUCGCCAUGGCAAUCAGUCUUCUGGGAACAAUGUGCAUGGCACUCUACUGCCGCAACAAGAGGCGCAGGGAGAAGCUCCAGGCCCACCUGAAGGAAAGUCGCAGUUUGAAAAGCUACACGACCAAUCCCAUCAAUCUUCUAGAAGCCAAGAUGAGGGUCCCAAACACCAACCUGCAAAUGCAUGAGUACUGCAAGCGUCCCCCCACGUCUCACCAGGGAAGUGUGUGUGAGUCCAGCUUUGUCCCCGCCAGAGGCGCAGCCAGACAUCACCGAAGCGGCUCCUUGUCCCACAGCCCUGAGCAGAGAACCCGCUCAGCUCACUGGUCAACUCCUCGCAGAACGCCUCCUAUAACCAGAGGACGGCUAAACCCAAUCGGAGGAUCCAAGUUUUCAGGUCCUGCCUACGAACACCUUCAGGAAGUAGAGCCGUCUGAAAAGGAAGCAGAAGCACAAAAAAGAGUCCACUCCCAGGAGGAGAGCCCGGGCUGCGACACCAAACAAGAUGCCUUUGUACAUAUGCAAACUCCUGUUUCCAUGGAGACACAAUCGUCGGCCCUGCCUUGGUGCGGUAGCGCGCAGGUCCGCUCCCCUCCGCAAAGCAGCCGCAGCCUGAGAAGGCCCGGCCGCCGCCGCCGUAGCCUGUCCCCGUCUCUGCCUCCGUUUCGCUCCUGCUCCAUCCCCAUCAUUCCCUCCGUUCAGGGUCACCACGACAACGAGGUAUCGUGUAUGCAAACCAGCCCAGAAACCACUGAGAUGUCAAUAACCUGCGAGGAGGAGAGGAGGGACAAGGCAGCGCGCACCCGGCCCUCCUCGUCCUCAUCCUACUUGUGCUCCUCCGCCAUCGGGCAGCGGCAGGAGGCGGCGGCUCUGCUUCUGGAGGAGGCGCAGGAGCAGCUCAGAGCGUUGGCUCUUGCCCACAGGAAGCAGGAAGAGGUCGGGAGCUGCUCGGCAGCAGCCGCGCCAACGGAGCCUCGAGAAACUGUUUGCUUCCUGAACCUUAGCGGCGGAAGCGCCGUGGGACUCGGCUGCAGCGAACCAACGCAGACCCAGCUACUAUUGCACAGAGACCCGGCCCAAUGAGGCUGCUCCGUUUUCGGGACACGCACAUUUUUUUGUUUUUGGUUUGAUACUGUUGGCAGACCUGGUGUUCUGUAUCUGUAAGAUGUGAAUUGAAAAUGUCAAUUUGAAAAAAGAAAAAUACAUCAAGGGAAAUCCUAUCAAUAUGCAUACUGUAUGGAUACAAGCGUACAAACACUCUGAGUUGCCAACUUUCCACUGACUGACCGUAUGGAAAAGAGAAAAAAAUACCUUCAAGCUUUCAUCAACAAAACACUUCUGCUUAGACGAAAAGAAACCAAAUAGUCUAUCAAAUCCAUGUUUUUAACUGUAAAAAGAAUAUAUAAAUAUAUAUAUAUAUAUAAAUAUAUAUGAAAAUAAAUAUAUGGAAUUUAAAAAGUGACCGAGUACAAAGUUGAAGAACACAGGAAUGAUAUUUUGGUUUAGUCUUUAUUUCUCCACCCUUUGUUUUGUAUCUAGUCACACAUUUGGUAAUGAACAGCUUCGUGGUUGUUGCGCCGCACGUCCAGGAUCCAGGAAGUCACCGUCGAAGAAGGAAUCUCCUCUAUGAUCUCACCCCCUCUGCCUUUUUAAAAAAAACUGUGACCCAGCCAAGAAUUACACUACUGCCCUCUGUGGUUUUCAACGUUUUUCAGGAUUUACGGCACAAGAGAAAAACAUGAAGGGAAUCGGGGAGAUAAGUCAGCUUCCUGAGAGGAGAGGAUUAUAACUACCGCUUCUUUUCUCCGUUUUUGUUACAAACGAUAUUUUCACACAGAGGCACACACACACACACACACACACACAUUCAUGCAUUAUUUACUUUGUUGGCUGGGUGAAUGAAAAGAACUGCAGGUGAAAGACGGACAGAUCACAGGAGUUAAUCUGAUAUUUUUUUAGUUUGUCGUCCAUUUUUAGUUACUAAUGAACAAUGCUGCUUUUCUGUGGUUGAUGGGGGAUGAACCAUGUCGUUUUGGUAUUGAAACAAGAAAUAAAUGUCUCUAUGUUGUAUCCUAAUGUAUGACUUGGAAGCAUUUGAAUUUCUGUAAGAAGUCACAGCCCAAUGUUUCUGGUGUCAAAAAAAUGGUUCCAGUUCUGGUAAAGAUUUUUCAAAAUAUCACUUGGAUGAUUGAUUGAUUGAGACGAAUGUCCACAAUAGUGACAAGUUUUAAGCCUCUGGCUUAAAGACGAGGUCCAUUUUAUUAUCUCCAGUUAACCUAAGCAUAUUUUUCAACCACAAUACAGAGAAAAACAACAUACCGUAACUCUUACUACAAAUUUAAAGUUUUCCCAUUUUGUCAUCUUAGGACCACAAAGUCAAAAACAUAUAGUUGGUAUUAUUUAGGAUGGACCAACCCUAAUUAGUCCAACACUGUGAUGUGGAAGAAACUGAUAAUACUAACAUUUACUUCACAUUUUCAGUGCAACAUUUUUACACUUAAAACCAACAACUACUAUAUUCAGUUAAGUGUAAGGUAAGAGUAGAUACUGCAUUCAUUUUCUGACAUAUCAUCAAAAUGUCAGAUUUAACUGAAUAUGAUUCUCCAAAAGAGAAUAGAAAUGAGAUAAAAGUGAACUUUUAUCUCAUCAAUGAACAGAACAUUAGCCAAUAAAUGCUGAAUAGUGUUAAUCCUAGUAAGAAGUUUUUGUCUUUGAUGUAUCCCAGUGAUUUUCACCCAGUUUUUUCCUUAUUGUUGAAUCAUAAACAAUGAGGGUUCACCACAGGUUUCUUGGUUUCUUUAAAGAAAUCAAAGGUCUAAAAAUGGGUUUGUUACUCUUUCCAGAUGGACUGAUGUCAGUAAUCUUGUUUCCAUUAAUGUUUUUUAUUAAUUUUUUUGUAGUAUCUCAUUAGAACAGGUUGAUGGCAAUGGCAAAAUUCAAAAAACUAAGUUUUAUGCUGAGUUGAGGUUAAGUUCUGACAUACUAAAUGUCUUACCAGAGGCACAGACCGCAGUCCAAACCUCCAGCUUCCAGUGGAGAACUCUCCAUUUUUCUGAGAUGUGUGAUCCAUGCUAGUUUCCAACUUCUACAUCUUGUUUAUUACAGUCUCCCUUCGUACCUGGUAUGUAAUGGCUGCCCUGCACCAGCUUCACUCGUAGAGCCAUCCACGCUGGGCUUCGUUCAGGCUCUACAGUGGAAGAGUUGCUUCUCUAGCUUAAAGUUUGUAAUGAAGGCUUACACUGCAGAGUCAAGGUGGUACAACCAGUUAAACCUGGGCUUCUCUUCAACCAAUUAAGUCCAGAGAUCCUUUAGAACCAAAAGGUGCCACCGAUUCCUUGAGUUUGUUCCUUACUGGAGUCUGAAGGCAAAGUUUGCCACGGCUCAUUAAUUCUUGGCUGACUAGUCGGACUGGCUGUGUCUCCUGAGGGCGCAGAGAUUUAAUCAGGGUGAAAACAUCUAACGUGGUUCCUCAUCAGUUCAGCUCAUUAGCUGUGUUUGAAGAGUUUUAUUAAUUUUUGCAAAGCAUAUUCGUCUGGGGAGAUGAGCUUUGUGCUUUUCAGUCAAUUCAAUCAAAUCACUCGAUGUCUGUUUCAAACUGCUGAUUUUUUAAAAAUCCUUUCUUGUAAACAAAGCUGCUUCAUGUCAUCAGUCUGACAUUCUUAAAGCUGCAGUAUGUAAAUUUUUCAAAAUGUUUCCCCCUAUUUGUUAAAACUGUCACCAUGUUGUGAGAUAACCUGUGAAAAGAUUCAGCUCCUCUGCCUUCUCUCAGUACUAACCACAGAAAUACAUCGCUUGGUCAAAAACAACCAAUCAGAGCGAGGGGGAGGGUCUUAGUGCUGUCAAUCACCCACAUGUAUGAUAUAUGCUGCUCACACCCUGGCAUUUGCUCUCUGCUAUACUACAGCUGGCUGAACAUGAACAAGGGGUGUGAAUGCUUUUGCAAAGCAUUGUGUAAACAAAUUCUUAUAAUUUCAUUAUAAUUAAAAAUGACUAAACUUUGAAUCAGGACACUAUUCAAUACACAACACUGUCUUUCUGACCCUUCGCCUACAUUUUUUCAAAUGUUUUUUUUUUUUUUUGAAUAAUGCUUUUUUUAAUCUAUUUGCUGAAGUUUAGCAUUGCUAUGUAACAAAUGUUGCCCAAUUAUCAAUGCUUCUGACGGUGACUUACUGUGUGGGCUGAUUGUCACGUACUGUACAACAACAGUACAUUACCAUGACCUUUUAAAAAGACUUGAUAAAUGUCUGACAAUUGUCUAAAUGUA
Molecule: messenger RNA, 7078 nt
Organism: Poecilia reticulata (guppy)
Lineage: Eukaryota; Metazoa; Chordata; Actinopteri; Cyprinodontiformes; Poeciliidae
Source: RefSeq, a predicted model, not a curated record